UCCAUUUUCAAUGAACUAGUACACAGUUUUUAGUGCUAUCUUAAUCCCGCCUACAGGUGCGGGAUCUUUUCGCCAUGUUGAUGACAUAUUGGUGGCCUUCGAAUUGUAGGAUUUGAUUAAACCCGCAUAAAUGUGAAAAAUAUUAAAAUAUAAGUUUUAGUUAGAUGCAACAUAUUUCACAUGUAUACAUGGUUUGUAAAGUUCAAUAAUGAUUAACUUCGAUAUAAUUCGAGGAAGUAUUGCAAUAAUACUAUUUGUACUUGUUUUGAAGUCUGGACUCAAUUUUUUUCAUCAAAAGAUAUUCGAAUUGAUGAGUAAUACUUUUUUGAAAGUUGUGAACAACUUAUUUUCUUUUCUUAUAAUUAAAACAUACGAAUCAAAUCCUUACCGCAAUAUAAGGGAAUAUAGGACUGCCAUCUCUUCAUUGGUCCAGCUAGAAACACAUCAAAAAAGAAAUGGAAUGAAAUCUUCAUCAAAAAGUAAUACAAGAUUUCAAGCAAAUUCACCUCCAUGCAAAAGACAGAGAAAGGAAUCAUUAACGACCAAGCUUUUAAGAAAUACAACUGGUGAUGUUUGUGAGUUUAUCAGUAUAUUUGGUUCAAAUGCCCAUGAAAUGCUGAUGAAAAAAUAUAAAGCAUUUGGUCCAGUUUACACAUUUUCAGCUUUUGGAAAGAAAAUGGUAUUUUUAUUUGAGGCGGAUGAUGUUGAGAAAUUGAAAGCUGCUGAAGGUAGAUACCCACAACAUGUUGACUUCAAACAUUUAAGGCGACACAGAGAGGACCAAGGAUACCCAAAGGGACUCUUAAUAAGUAAUGACAAUGAAUGGUUAUGUCAAAGGAAGAUUUUAAGUAACCCAAUGAUGCUGAAGAUUGGUCAUCAAAUUAAGCAUUUAGAAGAACUUACAUUAAAAACAUUGGCAAAUGCAGUUGAAGAUUAUACCAUAAAUGGAUUUGGAACAUUUGAAGUCGAACCAAUCACAAGAGAUUUCGCAAUAAAUGCAUUCGGAAGUGUUUUGUAUGGAAAUUCUUUUGAAUCAACAUUUACACAGAAUGGGAAGACAAUGCAGGAAUUUGCAGAAAAGGCAAAAAAUAACUUUGACGAUGCUAAGAAGUUAUUAAUUACACCAGAAUGUAUAAUGAAGAUGCACCCAGCGUGGAAACGUCACAACAAUAGAUGGAAUUUUCUGCUGAAAACCACUAUGGAUAUGAUCGAAAGGCAUUCAAACGACACAUCUGAUUGUAGUAUUCUGUCACAUUUGUUGCAGAACAGAAAACUUAACGAUAAAGAAAUCUACAUUAAUUUGACAGAUUUACUGGUUGCCAGCAUAGACACAACAAAUACAACCUUACAAUGGUGUCUCUAUGAACUUGCAUGUCAUCCCGAUGUACAGGAUAACAUUAUUUCUGAAGCUGAAAGAAUAUUGGAAGGAAGAUCAAGUUUGGAGAAGACAGACUUGGAUAAAUUAGAAUUCCUCAGUGCUGUUCUUUGGGAAACGUUAAGAUUGCAUCCAGUUGGAUUCUUUACAAGUCGCAUAAUAAAAGACUGCAUGGAAGUGAAAGGUAUUAUGAUACCACCUCAGACCAAUGUUGCUAUUUCAAUGUACGUGAUGGCAAGAAAUUUGGUUCUUUUCCCAAACCCAGACAAAUUUGUACCAGAGAGAUGGAUGACUGAUAAUGCCAAAAUAAAAAAGCUUAAUCGUGAUGUUUUCUUUGGUUUUGGACCAAGAAUGUGCUUAGGUAAAAAAAUGGCUGAAAUGGAAAUGAAGCUCUUUAUCCUCAAAUUUUGCCAACAGUUUGAGUUUUCUACGGAUGAUACUGAAAUGGAACAAGUAGUGAAGUUACUACUGUCACCAAGCAGGCCAGUCAAAAUCAACACGGUAUUGCGACAACUUACGGACUGAUUUAACAUUGAUAUUGUUGUUACAUUAUAUUCUACUGCUUUAGAUGAACAAUUUCGUCAAUUUCUUUUGUGUUUAAUCUUAUGAUACAUUUUUAAUGUUAUUGUGUGUUUUCAUGUACAAAAACUCAAGGUAAAUAAAUGUGUAAGCCAGACGUGCAUUCCGUCUACAAAAGACCAGUGACGCUAGAAUAAAAAAUGUCUACGACAGUCCUAAAAUCUUGAUAGCUAUGAUUGUUUUAGGACAUCUUUCAAAUUGGUUUACAGAGUGAUUAUGGUCCCUAUGUCUGUGAUACGAUGUAUCUUAGGUUGUGUCCAUGCAGAGCAAAGUCAUUUAUUACAAUGAUUUGGAUAAUUGAAACAAUACUUUUGAUUAUCAUAUAGAGAUAGGAAUAUAACCAUCUCAAAUCUAAGAUCUGCAACUACAGUCAGACAAGAGUUUUACAAAUGUUGGUGAAAAAGCAUAACAUAUACCAAAAAAUUGCGAAAGCAAAUUUACAGAUCUAACAUUGUUGGGUUGAGCCUCGCUUUUCAUCAUGUUUCUAAAGCUGGUACAAAUAAAUUUUAUAUUUUCCGACAAUGUACAUAUAUUGUUUUUAUCCUGCAAUUUACACCCUGUACUUGAGGUCAGCUGUUCAAAUCGAAAUCAUUGCUUUUGAUUUUUCAAAGAAAUCGACAUAGUUGAAACGCGGACCGCGAAAAGGACCAAAAAAUGAACUGUGACCCAGAAAGAA
This is a messenger RNA of Mytilus trossulus (common blue mussel), 2630 nucleotides long. RefSeq names its product cytochrome P450 10-like. The transcript is spliced from 11 exons. The coding region runs from base 209 to 1900 and encodes 563 amino acids. Lineage: Eukaryota; Metazoa; Mollusca; Bivalvia; Mytilida; Mytilidae. Gene Ontology annotation, molecular function: iron ion binding; monooxygenase activity; heme binding. Gene Ontology annotation, biological process: cortisol metabolic process; C21-steroid hormone biosynthetic process; glucocorticoid biosynthetic process. The record is from RefSeq and is a predicted model, not a curated record. Gene Ontology annotation, cellular component: mitochondrial inner membrane.